Saccharomyces mikatae IFO 1815 is the source of this 552-nucleotide messenger RNA. It is a transcript of the gene PBP4, whose product is annotated as Pbp4p. The coding region runs from base 1 to 552 and encodes 183 amino acids. The transcript has a single exon. NCBI's taxonomy places the organism in Eukaryota, Fungi, Ascomycota, Saccharomycetes, Saccharomycetales, Saccharomycetaceae. The record is from RefSeq and is a predicted model, not a curated record.
AUGACAACAACAUCAACCACUAGUGUGAAUGGCAAAGCUACCUCCACCUUAAAAACUACCUUAUCCGUUUCAAGCCCAAGUUCGAAAGGAACAACUUCUGCUAUUCUUCCUCAAAAACCGAAACUAACAGGCUGGGCCCAGGCUGCUGCCAAGGCUCUUCCAAAACAGCAACAACAGUCAAGAAAAGAGGAAUCUGUUGCUACACAACCUGUUAAUGGGAAAUCCAAGGCCAUUGUAUCUACUGCGCCAUCUGCUAAUCCAAAGGGUAGUCCCACUACCAAUGGGUCGUCCACAAAUAAGAAAUUCAAAAGAGCAAAUAGACAGCCCUACAACAAAGAGGAAGUUAGGUCGUACAUGCAUAAACUAUUUCAGAGCUACACUACCGGUGAAUUGAGUCAUUCAACGAAGACUUAUAAGCAAGUACUGUCAGAAACCUCAAGCGGUAGAGUUUCAACGGCAGCUACCGACUGGGACACUGUAUCAAGUAGUAAAAAUAAAAAUAAAAAGUUUGGUUGCUUGACCGAGAUUGCUAAAGUUUUAAGAAAUCAAUGA